AUGGGCAAGCGCAAAUUCGAGUAUUCGGACAACUCAGACUCGGAAUACUCGUCUUCCCAGCGCAGUGGCAAAAAGACAAGAAGAUCAGUUGCAACACUGCCGUCUGCUGUGGUUACUCACUUGGUGACUACACAUAUCAUCAAAGAGCCGGAUAUAGCCCCUCUUCGUACUGCCCUCGUCCAAUGGUAUGCCACGGUUCACGAGUCACGGAACAUGCCAUGGAGAAAGCCAUAUAAUCCUCACCUGGGGCCAGAAGAGCGCGCUCAACGCGCAUAUGAGGUAUGGGUGUCUGAGGUAAUGCUUCAACAGACCCAAGUCGCGACUGUCAUCCCGUACUACAAUCGAUGGAUAGACAAGUACAGUGUCUUUUGUAUUCAAGUCUAUGCUCAUCAUUUCUCGAGGUUUCCCACAAUCCACGAGCUCGCUGACGCUUCGAUCGACGAGGUCAACGCCCUCUGGAAAGGUCUCGGUAUGACUCUACCCUCGUCACAGCCAUCUGUUCAUCCAGCCGUCUCCACAGGUUACUAUACUCGUGCCAGCCGAUUACUCGCUGGCGCUAAAAAGGCGGUCAGCGAAUUCAAUGGCAAACUGCCAGAUAAUGCCAAGGAUCUACAAACACACAUUCCUGGUAUUGGUCGCUACAGCGCUGGCGCUAUCAGUUCUAUUGCCUAUGGCGAACACGCUCCAGUGCUGGAUGGUAACGUCACGCGACUGCUUAGCCGCCUCUUGGCACUACACGCUCCACCGAAAGGCAAGUUAGUGCUUGAUAUUCUUUGGAAUGCUGCCACAACCAUGGUGGAAGACGUCCCAGGAAAUGUCCAGCAUCCUGGAGAUGUGAACCAAGCGCUCAUUGAACUCGGAAGUACCGUGUGCAAAGUUCGCGAUCCCAACUGUGAUGGCUGUCCAGUACAACCAUGGUGCAAAGCUAAAACCGGCGCAAUUGAAACUCAACUGCCUGACAUCGAAGAUUUGUGUAAGGUGUGCUUGCCGCUGCCUGCAAACGCCGACGUAACGUCCUAUCCCUCGCGCGUGGAAAAGAAGAAGGCUCGCGAAGAGCUAGACGUUGUUUGCGUUGUCGAGUGGCGAAAAGAAUCCGAUAGACGGUUUCUUCUCGUCCGUCGGCCCGAAGAAGGUCUUCUGGCCGGACUUGAUGGGUUUCCGACCUUAGAAAAUGUCUCUGUCAGCCUGUCAGCUGCGAAGCUGCUUAAAAUGACCCAUCAACUUCUUCCCAACUUGUUGAAGUCAAGCAAGAUUAAGACAGUUGAGAGUAUUGGAGAUGUGGUUCAUGUGUUUUCGCACAUCAAGAAGACAUAUCGCGUUCACUGGGCAGUGCUCGAGGAAACUCCCCAUCCACCCCAGCCCAUUGUCAGUGCUUCAACUUCAGUGCCCCCCGUUAUGGGUCCCGUCCGAGGAGGUCGCAUCGAAAAAGUGUGCUCUUACUCAUAUCAUGAUCCGUUUCAUUCCUUACCUUCUCUCAGUAUUGGGACCGGUGUUGUCAAAAUAUGGAAUCUAUGCCAGAGUAAAUGGAGAACAGAUGUUUAG
This is a messenger RNA of Mycena indigotica, 1542 nucleotides long. Its product is annotated as J domain-containing protein. Gene Ontology annotation, molecular function: purine-specific mismatch base pair DNA N-glycosylase activity; 8-oxo-7,8-dihydroguanine DNA N-glycosylase activity; oxidized purine DNA binding. The transcript is spliced from 7 exons. Gene Ontology annotation, cellular component: nucleus. The record is from RefSeq and is a predicted model, not a curated record. Lineage: Eukaryota; Fungi; Basidiomycota; Agaricomycetes; Agaricales; Mycenaceae. Gene Ontology annotation, biological process: base-excision repair; mismatch repair. Bases 1 to 1542 code for a protein of 513 amino acids.